Molecule: messenger RNA, 1662 nt
Organism: Fonsecaea nubica
Lineage: Eukaryota; Fungi; Ascomycota; Eurotiomycetes; Chaetothyriales; Herpotrichiellaceae
Exons: 4
Coding region: 1-1662 (553 amino acids)
Source: RefSeq, a predicted model, not a curated record
AUGAGCACCCUCUACCGAACCCUGACCGGUCAAUCGCAAACGUCGGAUCAUUCCGUUGGUACACAUGCACACCCGAGCUUGACGAGAACGACCACUGCAGACCCUCUAAACGGCACCCUGAAUCAUUUAAAUCCUAUCCAAGAACAAAGGCUCCAAGAGUUUAAGCAGCGCCUGCAAGAAGGGGGAUGGUGGAAGCCCGAUGGUGUCAAUGGCAAACCCAGCCAUGAUGAUGCAACUCUACUUCGAUACUUACGCGCCCGGAAGUUCGACGUCAAAGGUGCAAUUGGGCAGUUUACCGACACGGAGCAAUGGCUCAAAGAGCAACGGGUAGAAGAGCUUUAUGACAACUUUGAUAUUGAGUCGUAUGAGAAGGCUCGGCUGAUGUAUCCCCAAUGGACCGGCCACCGGGACAGACGAGGCAUUCCCAUAUACGUGUUCUUGAUCAAAGGCCUUGACAGCAAAAACGUGCAGAGAUACCAGAAAGACUCGCAGGCUUACAAGGACAGCCUUCCAAACCACAAGAAUCUCUCCACACCCGCCAAACUGCUACCCCUGUUCGCCCUAUACCAGAAUCUGCUCAACUUCGUCCUGCCGCUCGUUUCUACACUCGAGAGACCGAAUCCUGAAGUCCCUGUGACAAACUCUACAAAUAUUGUCGAUAUUUCGGGGGUGGGUUUGACACAGUUCUGGAAUUUAAAGGCCCAUAUGCAGGAUGCCUCUGUCUUAGCAACAGCACAUUACCCCGAAACCCUGGAUAGGAUUUUUAUAAUCGGCGCGCCCGGUUUCUUUCCAACAGUCUGGGGCUGGAUCAAACGUUGGUUCGACCCCGUAACCGUCUCCAAAAUCUUCAUUCUCAGCAAAAAUGACGUGAAACCUACCUUGGAAAAAUUUAUGGAAACCAAGGACUUCCCAAAGCGUUAUGGCGGCGAUCUCAACUGGGAAUGGGGUGAUCUACCCGAUCUGGACGAUGAAACCCGGGCAGCUUUGGAGAGGGAUGGGAACAAAGGCUGGGUCACCGGGCCCUGCCUUUGGCUUGACGGGCAGAGAGUGCCCGUCGGAUCUGAAAAGGGCAAACUCAGGCGCCCAAAUCGAGACAUUGAAAAGAUGAAGCCUGUUGUCUACGCGGCGGACUACACGGAAAAUCCCGUCCAUCCGGACAAAAAAGUGUCUUCGAGCGAGAGGCCGCCAGUGCUCAAUGGAACUGCCUCACCCCAUCAUGAAGCUGAACAAGCUUCAGCUGCAGCGGCUGGAGGAGCCACAGUUGCGAAUAUUAUUGCGACCGAAACGAAUUCGGAGCAGCAAGCACAAACUCCACACACAGAAGCACAAUCGACAGCGCCGUCAAAGUCAGAACCGCUUCCUCAUCCGCCAUCCCAACCUGAACCUGGUCCUCUUCCUGCACACUCCAUCGCAAUGACGACCGCUAUCGAGGCAAAACUUGCUCAAGAAUCAAUCUCAGCCAUCCCAGCCACCGCCAAUGGUCACAUGAACGGUAACGCCACGGUCCACGGAGAGGGAAACCCCGAAGUGCUUGUGGCGAGCGACGCGAGCAAAGGACUAGCGAUCGAGGCCCAGAAACUGACGAUUUCGGAGACGGGGGAGCGGAACGGGGAAAGCGAGCGGCCAGCAAUGGAGAGAUUCGUGACUGCGACGGAGGUGUAA